CAACAAGGACACAUCAAAGGUACCACCACCCAAAUCGAAGAUGAGGACGUUGCGCUCACCCUCGGUCUUCUUAUCCAAACCGUAAGCAAUAGCAGCAGCGGUAGGUUCGUUGAUGAUACGCUGAACGUUCAAACCGGCAAUGAGACCGGCGUCCUUGGUAGCCUGACGCUGGGAAUCGUUGAAGUAGGCGGGAACGGUGACGACAGCGUUCUUGACUUCAGUGCCAAGGUAAGCUUCGGCGGUUUCACGCAUCUUGAGGAGGACCAUGGAAGAGAUUUCUUCAGGGGUGAAGGUCUUGGUCUCUCCCUUGUAUUCGACCUGGAUGAUGGGCUUGCUCUCACGGUCGAUGACCUUGAAAGACCAGUGCUUCAUAUCCGACUGGACUUCAGCAUCGGCGAAACGACGACCGAUAAGACGCUUGGCAUCGAACACGGUGUUGUAAGGGUUCAUGGCGACCUGGUUCUUGGCGGCAUCACCAAUCAAACGUUCGGAAUCGGUGAAACCGACAUACGAAG
This is a messenger RNA of Radiomyces spectabilis, 515 nucleotides long. RefSeq lists its product as uncharacterized. NCBI's taxonomy places the organism in Eukaryota, Fungi, Mucoromycota, Mucoromycetes, Mucorales, Radiomycetaceae. The record is from RefSeq and is a predicted model, not a curated record. Bases 266 to 442 code for a protein of 58 amino acids. The transcript has a single exon.